AUGGAUAAGAGUUGGAUGAUGAUACAAGAUCGGCUAAAAAGUAAAGAGUAUUUAGAGGGUGUUCAGUCAUUUAUUGAGUUCGCUACAAAGAAUUUAGGGCCGCAGGAUGAGAUCCGUUGUCCUUGUGUUGAUUGCUUGAACGGCACAAAAUUUAGUCGACACGUUGUACGGUUGCAUUUGAUUCGAAGAGGAAUCACAAUUUCUUAUCGAACUUGGGUGCACCAUGGGGAACAUGCUCCCAUAUUUCGUGAUCAUCCUAGUAUGCGAAACGAUGAUACCGAAACCAAUGAACCUGGAAUGACUGACAAUCACGAAAAUGUGGAUGAACUUCCUACCAUGUUAGAAGAGAUUUACAUGAGUGGUCUCAUGGAUGAUAAUAUCGACGAAGAACGUACUAGUUCGGAGAGGCACAAUUUGUUGAAGUUCAUGAAGUUCUUCGAUGAUGCUCAACGCAAAGUAUAUCCAGACUUUUUCAAAGACAUUCUACCAAACUGUGAUGAAACUGUUCCAUGGACUCUUUAUGAAGUGAAAAAGUUCUUACGUGAAUUGGGUUUGGGAUAUGAGGCCAUUCAUGCAUGCAAAAACGAUUGUACUCUAUUUUGGAAGGACAACGCCACAUUGGAGAAUUGCCCUACAUGUACGGAGUGUAGAUACAAGUUGAACGACAAGACGGGUAAAAAAAUUCCACACAAAAUACUUAGGUACUUUCCUUUGACACCGAGGUUGAAGAGAUUGUACAUGUCGAAAAAAACAGCCGCAUUUAUGACAUGGCACAAAGAUAAGCGUGUGGAUGAUGGAGUACUACGACAUCCAGCUGAUGGUGAGGCAUGGAAGGAUUUUGAUAGGUUGCAUCCUACGUUCUCUGCGGAUCCUCGGAAUGUAAGACUAGGGCUUGCCACAGAUGGUUUCAAUCCAUUCGGAAAUAUGAGACGAUCCGCACCUGGAAGAGACAUCGAUAUUUAUUUGCAACCAUUAGUAGAAGAGUUAACUACUUUGUGGGAGCAUGGUGUGCAAACAUAUGAUGCCUUAAAUGGCCAAAUAUUUACAAUGCAUGCAGCAGUCAUGUGGACCAUCAAUGACUUCCCCGCAUAUGGUUCCUUGUCUGGUUGGAGUACAAAAGGUUACUUGGCCUGCCCUAAUUGCAACAUGGAUGCUUCAUCUCAGAGUUUGCGAAGUAAGAUAGGGUAG
Messenger RNA from Camellia sinensis, 1188 nucleotides. NCBI's taxonomy places the organism in Eukaryota, Viridiplantae, Streptophyta, Magnoliopsida, Ericales, Theaceae. The record is from RefSeq and is a predicted model, not a curated record.